AUAUAUGUUGACGUUUAUACUUUGUUGACGUUUAAAAAAAAAAAAAAAAUGUAGGGUAAGGUUACGUUAUUUUUGCAACCCAUAAUAAAGGGGUCAUUACAAAAACCCCAUAGAAAAAUUAUCCUCCCCCCUUAGGGCCCCAUGUAAAUGUCAAAAAAAAAUAUCCCGCGCGCGCGGAUAAAAUGCGCGCGUAAACAAACGUAACCUAACCUCAAUAAUCAAUAAAUAAAAGAGAGACAAACACGUUUUAUUUCAUUUUAAUUUUUAUAUUCAUUUAUAAAAUAUAUCUUGUCCAAGACCAAGCCAAAUAACUGGAGGUUAAAGUUGAAAAUAAAUAUAAUUUUUAAUACACAAUGAAACGUGUGUGUAAAUUGGUGAUAUGGAUAAUUGUUAAUUAGUCGAAUGAUAUUUGAGUUUUUACAUAACAAUAAAUAAAUAAAUAAUUAAUUUUUUUUUUUUUUUGUCAUUGAUGUUAAAUUAAUAAUUUUGAUGAUUAUUAAAAUGAAUGUCCAUAUGAAUAAUGUACAAUUAAUUGGUGAUAAUUUAAUUAAAGAUUCUGGAGAAUAUUCACCAUCAAAAACGGCAAAGGGAGGAGAAGAGGGAGAGAAGCUUGAGAAAGUUGUUGCUCUCAUAAUAAUAAUUCCAAAACUCGCGCAGGUAAAAAAAAGAGGAGCCUUAAAAAAAAAAUAUCCAGGAAAUGAACGUUGAAGAAACCCAUCAACUGUGUGUAUACCUUGUGUUAAAUUAUCAUUUACACUAACCUAACCUUUGUGUGUGUUGGGAAAAAGAAAAGAGAAAAAGAAAAAAAAAAAAAAAAAUGUUUUUCUCAGGAAAAUGAGGCAUAAGGGUCGCCACGAAUCACCAGCCCUAUGAAAUUUUAAUAUUAUUAUUAUUAUUACUAUUAUUCAUAGUCAUCCUCACCAUGAAUUAAAAAAAAAAAAAAAAAAAAUGCAGUGGAGAUAGUGAUUAACAAAAAAAAAAAAAAUCGAAAUUCUUUUUAUUAGAACAAAAAACUUGUUGAUUUUUAAACAAUUAAUUGUGAUAAUAAUUUUUUACUAAUUAUUUUUAAUUUUUUUCUUAAUUUGUGUAACGUGUCAGACAAGCUCAUUAAUAUAUAUAUUUUUUUUGUCUUAAUAAAAUUGAGUAAUCAACAAGUGUUUGUAAAAAUAAAUUAAUUUUCAUUUUUUAAAUAAUUUUUAUAAAUUAUAAUUAAGCAUUUUUUAAAAAUACUAUUACUAUUAUUUAAACGUGCAUCAACUCCACUGUUGAAAAUAAUAAUUAUUUCAAGUGUCAACAUUAAAGAAAAAUAUUAAAUUUACUAACAAGAUGUGCAAUAAUAAUACAAGUGAUACACCAUGGUGGAAAAGUAAACGAAUGCGGCUGGAUGAUGGUUGCAACAAUAAUUUGGAAACAACAAAAAAUGAUGGAUGGACAUGUCCAGUUGAUACGAGUCUUGUUGAAGCUGAUGUUAUGGUUGAUUUGGGUGUAAGCAUGCUUGCUGAUGAAACAAGCUGUGAAAGUAUUAAAAAAAUUGAAACACAAUCACAAUUUAAUACAUCAUCAACAAAUAAACAAUCACCAAAUGAUGAUGAUGAUGAUAGUAAUAAAAAUGAAAGAUCAUUUUGUCGUUCAAAUUCUGAUUCAGCUAAUUUAGAUAGAUUGGUGGAAGAAGAUAAUAAUACAAACAUGGAAAAUCCAGCAUCAGUAUUAAAUACAAUGGGAAAUGAAACUGGAUAUUCUUUUGGUAUUGAUAAUGAUAUUUAUACAGAAAAAGAAAAUAUAAAUAAUGAUAAUAAUCAAAAUGAUGAUAAUAGUUUUGAUAAUUUUUCAUUAUAUAGAAGAAAAAAAAAAAAUAUAUUUAUUGGUGAUAAUAAAUUUGAUAAAUUAUCAGAUGAAAUGAUACUAAUGAUAUUAAAAUGGUUAUCAAAAAAAUGUUUAGUACGUUCAAUGUUGGUAUGUAAAAGAUGGUGUCAAAUAGCACGUGAUGAAGCAUUAUGGAUACGUCUUGAUCUUGGUAGUAAAGUACUUACAAAAGGUACACUUGGUCAUAUAUUACCACGUGGUGUACAAAUAUUACGUUUAGCACAAGCUGAAUUUUCUGAUCCUUUAUUUUUACCUGGUUGUGAUAUUAUGACUGAUUAUUAUACAAGUAAAUUACAAUAUUUAGAUUUAUCAAUGUCUGUUAUAUCAUCAAAUGGUUUAACAUCAUUAUUAUCAAAAUGUCGUUUAUUAAAAAAAUUAUCAUUAGAAAAAUGUACACUUGAAGAAUCAACAUGUGAAGAAAUUAGUUUUAAUACUGAAUUAAGUGUUCUAAAUUUAACAAUGUGUGAAGGAAUUAAUGAAACUUGUAUCAAGCAUUUAAUUAAAUUAAAAAGUUUAAAUUCUUUAAACAUGGCAUGGUGCUCAUUGGAUUCAGCAUCAAUUGAUAGACUUUGUCGUUCUUUACCACAAUCACUAACAAGGUUGAAUAUAUCUGGAUGUAGAAAAACACUAACAGACACAAUGGUUAAAAAUCUUAUUGUAUCAUGUCCAAAACUUGUGGAGCUUGAUAUAAGUGAUUGUGCUAUGGUUACACUUGUAACAACAAAUAGUAUUUUAAAUUUAAAACACCUUGAACAUUUAUCAAUGAGUCGUUGUUACAGUAUACCACCAAGUACAUUUUGGCGACUUGCACCAAUGCCAUCAUUAAUGUAUCUUGAUUGUUUUGGUAUUUUAAAAGAAGAAAAUUUACAAUUGCUUAAAUCAAAUGCAAAUAAAACACAGAUUAAUAAAUUUUUAUACAGCUCUGUUGCAAGGCCAACUGUUGGUGUCAGAAGAACAAGUAUAUGGGGAUUAAGGGUUAGAGAUUAAGCUUCUUUUUUUUUUCUUCUUCUAAAGAUCAAUUGUAAAAUAUUUAAAAGUGUUACUUAAAAUGUGUGACAAAUCAGCUACAACACAAAGCACAUUUUUACACUGAAAAAUACUCUUUUUUUUUUAACACAAACGUAAAUAGAAAAUUAUAUUUGAUGAAUUUUGUUAAAGAAAAAAUAUAUAUUUAUAAAAGAGAUAUAAAUUGUGCAUAAAUUUAGAGACUAUUUUCUUCUCUAAUUUUUUUCAUGAUCGUUGAUAAAACAAGCUCAAAGCUACUUUAUUAAAAAUUGAUUCAAUAAAAUUUGUAAAAGUGAAUAAAUUUUUUUUUUUUAAGGAAAACAAUUAAUAUUAAAAUGUAAGUGCCUUUUUUUUUGUUGGAAUUAUUAUUAACUGGGUAAUGAUAAAUUGAUGAAUAAUAAUAAAAACAAAAUGAAAAAUAUUUUAAAGAAAUAAAAGAAGAAAAAAUUG
This is a messenger RNA of Aphidius gifuensis, 3318 nucleotides long. RefSeq names its product S-phase kinase-associated protein 2 (gene Skp2). The transcript has 7 exons. Bases 1327 to 2850 code for a protein of 507 amino acids. Gene Ontology annotation, cellular component: SCF ubiquitin ligase complex. NCBI's taxonomy places the organism in Eukaryota, Metazoa, Arthropoda, Insecta, Hymenoptera, Braconidae. Gene Ontology annotation, biological process: SCF-dependent proteasomal ubiquitin-dependent protein catabolic process. The record is from RefSeq and is a predicted model, not a curated record. Gene Ontology annotation, molecular function: protein binding.